Paraglomus brasilianum is the source of this 705-nucleotide messenger RNA. The record is from the annotation of a GenBank genome assembly. NCBI's taxonomy places the organism in Eukaryota, Fungi, Glomeromycota, Glomeromycetes, Paraglomerales, Paraglomeraceae.
AAAGUUUGGUGGCCAAAGUUUGCAAAGAUUGAAAACUGUCUCUGCCUUCGCGCCUCCCAAGAUACAAUCAAACAAAAACCCUUCCCGAGUUUUCCUAGCACUCGAAAGUCACAGCGCGCGUGCUGAUGGUCAUCUUUCGUUUAAUGUUGGUCAACGGAUUGAAAUUGCCGAUUAUAGUGAUGACCAUGACCUGUUAAUUGGGAAGCUCGACAACAAUGUUGGAGGCUUGAUCGCCCGAGAUACUCUUGAAAACUGCUUACAUCCGGAAGGAAGCACCGAAAAUAUAUCAAAUGAUUUGAAUACAUCUACCCUGGUGUUCAAUGGCCGAUUUCGAGCAUUUCCUACAAACGACAAAUCCGACUUUUUGAAGCUCCGUAGUCAGUCAGGUUUGGCCUAUUUUGACCGUACUGGAUACAUAUCAGUACUCUCUUCCUACGGAGCAGAUGUACUACUCUUUUUACGUCCACGCCGUUUCGGCAAGUCCCUGGCGCUUAGUAUGCUUACCUGCUUCCAUGGGGUGGAACACAAGAACAACUAUGAUAUACUCUUCAAGGGCCUUGCUAUCGACAACGAUGUCCAGGCUGGCACCGUCAAGCCCAACCAGUAUCUUGUUUUGUUGCUAGAUUUUUCUGGUAUCAACCGCGACCCUGACCCUGGAAUUGCCAAAGCCGGACUCUUCGAUAUGAUCAACGGUGCCAUCGAACG